CGCACCGGCGGGAGCGAAGCCGCUGCGCGCCCGCCCUGCAGAGAGAGCGGCCCGGGGCGCCGAGGGGUCCGCGCCGCGCGGGGCGCCGCCGCCCUGGCCGCCAUGUGCUCCCAGCUGUGGUUCCUGACGGACCGGCGCAUCCGCGAGGACUACCCGCAGGUGCAGAUCCUGCGCGCCCUCAGGCAGCGCUGCUCCGAGCAGGACGUGCGCUUCCGGGCGGUGCUCAUGGACCAGAUCGCAGUCACCGUCGUCGGCGGCCACCUCGGACUCCAGCUGAACCAGAAGGCCCUCACCACCUUCCCGGACGUGGUGCUUGUGCGGGUAUCCACACCCUCAGUGCAGUCAGACAGUGACAUCACUGUCCUGCGACACCUGGAGAAGCUCGGCUGCCGCUUGGUCAACCGCCCACAGAGCAUCUUAAACUGUAUCAACAAAUUCUGGACAUUUCAAGAAUUGGCUGGACAUGGGGUCCCUAUGCCAGACACCUUCUCCUAUGGUGGGCAUGAAGACUUUUCAAAAAUGAUUGAUGAAGCCGAGCCCCUGGGCUAUCCGGUUGUGGUGAAGAGCACGCGAGGCCACCGGGGAAAGGCUGUUUUUCUGGCAAGAGAUAAGCAUCACCUCUCAGACAUCUGCCACCUGAUCCGCCAUGACGUGCCCUACCUGUUCCAGAAGUAUGUGAAGGAGUCCCACGGAAAAGACAUCCGCGUGGUGGUGGUCGGGGGCCAGGUGAUAGGCUCCAUGCUUCGCUGCUCCACAGAUGGACGGAUGCAGAGCAACUGCUCCCUGGGUGGUGUGGGCGUCAUGUGCCCACUGACUGAGCAAGGCAAGCAGUUGGCUAUUCAGGUGUCCAACAUCCUGGGCAUGGACUUCUGUGGCAUCGAUCUCCUCAUCAUGGAUGAUGGCUCCUUUGUGGUGUGCGAGGCCAACGCCAACGUCGGCUUCCUCGCCUUCGACCAGGCGUGCAACUUGGAUGUGGGCGGGAUCAUUGCAGACUAUACCAUGUCCUUGCUGCCCAACCGGCAGACGGGGAAGAUGGCCGUCCUCCCGGGGCUGUCGAGUCCCAGGGAGAAGAACGAGCCGGAUGGCCAUGCUUCAGCUCAGGGAGUUGCCGAGAGCGUCUACGCCAUCACCAAUGGGUCUACCUCCAGCGAGAGUGAGCCUGAACUGGGAGAGAUCCGGGAUUCCUCAGCGAGCACAAUGGGGGCCCCGCCCCCUACGCUGCCGGAGCCUGGCUACAAUAUUAACAAUAGGAUCGCUUCGGAAUUAACACUGAAAUGAAUUCUUGCUUUUUGGCAGCAUUUCAACCAAAAUCCUACCGCUUCCCUCGUAGUUUUGAGUGAAUAAAACCUGGACUAACGUGAUUUCAUUUGCACAGAAACUAGGCAUCCCACCUGGGCACUCAGCAUUCUCUGUCGACGAUGAUCUAAGCGAAUGGCCUGGCUUGUGGUAUUUCUAAAGACACAGAAAAACACUCCCCAAGAACAACACCGCGCCUGGUGGGCUGGAGACCCACGUCUGCUGUGAGCACUUGGAUUCCGCCGCUGACUUGAAGGCACUGCCGCCGGGCUGCUGUUCUGCCUGUUAGUGGUGCAGCCUGUGAACCUGGAAUGAGUCCUGAAAUAUGGAGCAGCCUGGAGACAGAGUCUCAUGCAGACAAGGUGGACCAGAGCCGCAGUGACGUGUUCUUGGCUCAGUGUGGCGGUGAUGCUCGGAGAAUCCCCAGUUCAAACGCUGCUGGCAUCUGCUGCCGUCAGUCACCACCUUGACCGUACUUCUUCACUCAGGAUAUGGUAUUCUAGGGACCCUGCCCAUUAGCGUCUUCAACGAAGCACUUUGUAGAGAGUGAGAUGGAAUGUUCUUUGACUUCACUGAUUGGCAAGUGGCCUGCCUUGGGACUGGGGCUUUCUACAAAUUGCUUUGCCACGCUGCACUGAUAGACCCUGCUUCAGUUCAUGCCGGCUCCAGCAGCUUCUUGCACCUUUGCUGCCUUUGGCCCAGCUGGAAAUGCACUGCAAUGAGCCAGUGGCCGCACACUUUCUCUCUUAGGCGUGCACUAGAACCCAACACCAUGGACUGUCUUUUCAAUGGACUCUGUUCACUCGUCACCCAGAAGUUAGUGGGUUUUCACCAUAGAGAACUACAGGAAGAUACUCCCCUCCUCUGCUGAAGCUUGUGUCCUGCUUAGCUGUAGGAGGUUUCCUUGUGUGAGGUGGUAGUGUGGGUGUAUGACGUAGAGAGAGCCAUUGGAAAUGCACUCCAAUCCCCUCGACAUGCUAUGCUUAUCCAGGCUCCAGAGACCUGUCCUCACCCACGUUUCCAAACUGGGGAGACUCAGGUAUCAGGAAUUACUUGUUGCACAUUUUGAGGGGCUACCAUAGACAUGACACCAAGUGCUUUUCAUUUUAACUCUUUAGGCAGUAGACGAGACCCUUCCCUCAGGAGAAAGUAUGGAGAUGGAGCGUCUUCCCCUGCUUACAUGAAGUGUGACUGACAAUGAGCAAGGCUACCUUUUUAACCAAAUACACUAGACCAUAUGCACUCAAGAGUUACCAUAAUUGGAGUUAUUUCCUUGGGAGACCAUGCUCUUGAGCUAUAUGAUGUUAAUGUGCCAAGAACACUUAGAAUUCCUCUUUGAGGUUAUCUUUUACCUUUGAAGCCAUGAAAAGAAAACAGACCUCACAACUUUGUAGUCAGACAUCACCGUUUCUCCCCAUCACCAUCUGUUGAGGUUGUGCCAAGCUCCAUCACCCACUGUAUUUAUCAGACUAAUUUUCUAAUACUCUUUGGCUGUUAAAUCCCUUUCAAAAAAAUAGAUCUUCCCUUAGAAGUACAAAGAUUUACUGACAUGGAGGAAGCUUACAAGUUCACAGUUUCCAGAGAGCGUUCUAGAAUGUUCUGAGCAAGGUCAGCUUCACUGAAAUAAGAAUACAUCUUCCUAAGGUGACUACUUUAAUGGCAACCCCACCCAUUUGGGUGCACAAAAUCCCAUAGCGUUCUGCUGUAGAUGUAAAAUACGCAUCAAAUCAAACUAUCACACUUAGGUAGGAUUUGGCUUUUAAAAUAUUAUAGUUAAAACCAGAUCUCACCAAGUAACAGUUGUGCAAUUGAAAAAUGUUUGGUGCCAUGUAAUGGAGAUGUCAUCCUACACAGUUGUAGUCUAAAUGCAGACCAACAUGAGGUGCAUGCCACUGACCUGUAACCCUACUGAUGUGUCCAGUUGAAAAGUGAGACCACUUCACCUUUAUAUAGGUAAGACACAUACCUUAUCUUCACCACUCAGGGUGGCUUUUGAAGGAUGGUUCUGGGUCAGUUCUUGCUGGACUUGGUCAGAGGCUUUCUGUGUAAACAUCGGAACCAAAUCAUGACCUGGAAGCUGCGCUCACUCAUUUCCACAGUGCAGCAUCAGCCUGCUCUUCCCACUUUAUCUAAAGAACGCCAGCAGGGCCCCCUCCUGAGCAGAGCAGCUAGAGCGUGCUUCCAGAUUUCCCUGCGAGGGAGGCCCGUUUUCCAGCUGUUAGUGACGUCUGUUGUCGUUGGCAUCAUUGCUCAGAAGUAGCCCUGUGCGGAAGCAGAGAGAGCUGGAUCACAGCUGGGUCGUAGGCCCCCUCCAGGAUCACCCAUGCCCCAGGUGGGUAUGGGCUCUACGAGCAUCAGCCAGGUGGCCAGGCUGCCCUUGUCGCAGCUGCCACGGGCCUGCUGGAAAGAGCCUGGUCUGGCUGCUUCAGCAGCUGAUUGACUUCGUACAGUCACUGGACGCUGUGCUUCCUUUUCUGUUCUUUAGAUAGGGGAAAUGCCUAUUCUGGUUACCUGGGGGUGCCUUGAGGGUGAGUUAAUAAGUGAUACUGUGCAUUGUAUGUGACAGGUGGUAGAACAGUUUCUUAUUCCCAUUCCUUGGAGGGAGUUACGAAAGGGGCCAUGAAUUCUUGGAAUUAGCGCUUGGGAGAGGAGUGGGGCUCUUAAAAGGGAAUGCAGGUUCUCAGAGGUCUUCCAGCCAGCCAGGGCAACUGAAGAGCCAAGAGGAGCACGGCUCCUAGUGUAUUCACACAGCCUCUGAAUUACUGUAUGCAACCUGAAACCCUGGACUCUCAGAUACCAACGAACAGAGUCUUCCUUAUGUAACACAGAUUGCAGUGUCUAUAUAUGGUUUUCCCAUUACCUGGUAGUAGCAUCAUGAAACUGGUCAAAACUUGAAUGCCAAUAGCUCAGUCCCUCAGAAUAUAUAUGAUUCUGCACUUGUCUUCCUGCUAUCUGAUUGGGCAUGGGGUUCCAAAAUGUGGAUUUGGGGCUCCGAGAUCUGAGAGACAGGGUAAGUGGAUUGUCAGUCAUUGUUUUGUCACUACUAUAAAACGCAUUGCUGCCUGCUAAGGGGAUUGCAUGACAAUGGGGACAAGGUUGAGGGAAAGGGAUGGGGAAAGGCCUGGAGAGCUUUGGGGAAGAAACCAGAAGUUGGGAUCAUUUGGAAUUCUAGCAAAAAAGAGGAAAGAACCGGCUCUUCCAUGAGCACCGUUAGAAGUGGGUGCCUCUGAUGCUCUUCUUUACAAAGAUAAGGAGAUGCAUGGAUCCCCAUGCCCCCUGGAGAAGCAGCAAAGACCUGUCCCCUCCCUUCUUUAAGCCCUAGGAAUGCUGGUUGUCUGAACACACUGGCUGGAAAUCUGGGGAAGAGGGAAGUUUGCAGCUGGCUCUCCCGCAAGGUCAUGGCCCAGAACACUAUGUGAGGGCAGAGCACCGAGCCGCAGUCCUCCCAGGGCCAUGCAGGAACUCGGGUCAGUCCGUCCAACAGGUCCCCUCAGCUUACUGUUUUCUUCUCAGGAGAGGCUUCUCUGCCCUGAUGCUGUGCCGAUGUUUUGGGAAGGCCCCUGGCAACAGCCCUGGGGGUCGGGUUUUUAGACCUGGGGCUGUUUCUGCCUCUGUCUCAGACUCAAGAUUGGUACAGACAGUUGCUUCAAAGCAUUUCCACUUGAAGACCAUUCUUCUCAGAGAUGCGUUCUUUUAAUCAUUUCCUAAAACCGAGUGAUCCCUGCCUUCCAAGUCUAUGGCCAGACUCUGCAGCCUGCCCUCCUAAAACUCACACAGCUGAGUAUGAGGACUUUCUUCCUCUGAGCCUGUCAAUUUCCUUCUGCAGGUGCAAUUUCUGUGCCAACCUGUGGCACCAUCUGAGCCCUGGGCUGCCAUCCCAACCCUAUUGGGGAACCUCACUCUGAGAGGUUUGAGGGACCCCUUAGCAGCACUGGGAAGUCACCUAGAGUGCCCAAGUGGAGGCCACAGGAAUAGCAGCACUUUUGCGACCAGGCCCCCUCUUGUAUAAAAGGAGUCUGAGUUGCAGAGGCCACAGUCACUUAGCAACAAGGCUGAACCCAGGCAAUCUGAGUCCCCAUCCAGUUCAGCACACUGCCAGAGGUGCCUCCGCCCCCACACGGAGUCUCACACUCGCUGCCAGGCUGGGCCUGCCCCUGGCCUUUCCCCUUCUGCUGCGCCUCCUCUGGAUCAACAUGGAUUCAACAUGCUGAUGGCUGCUAGGUGAGGGCCCCAAAUGCACGUGUGAGAUUUCCAUGGUACAAGCUGGCUUGUGACCUGUACCCUCUUUAGACCAGCCAAGAGCAGUGAGCUCCACCCCAACCUUCAAUGAAGGGAUGUAGGGAGAAGGCCUAUGCCAAGCAGACUGAAGGCUUCCUCACCCCCGAACUGGGCUGAUGUUCUCUCUGCGGGAUGCCUUGGAGGCCAAGAGGGUUUUUGAUUUUUGUUUUUUAAGAUUUAUUUUGGGGCCUGCGCUGUGGCAUAGCUGGUAAAGCUGCUGCCUGCAGUGCUGGCAUCCCAUAUGGGUGCUGGUUUGAGUCCUGGCUGUUCCACUUUCAAUCUAGCCCUCUACUAUGGCUUGGGAAAGCAGUAGAAGAUGGCACAAGUCCUUGGGCCCAUGUACCCACAUGGGAGACCCGGAAGAAGCUCCUGGCUCCUGGCUUUGAAUUCCCCCAGCUCUGGCCAUUGCAGCCAUUUGUGGAGUGAACCAGCGGAUGGAAGACCUUUCUCUCUCUGUAACUCUGCUUUUCAAAGUGUUGCACAGACAGAGGGGGAGAGAGAUCGUCCAUCUACUCUUUCACUCCCCAAAAGGCCACAAUGGCCAGGGCUGAGCCGAUCCAAAGUCAGGUGCCAGGAGUUUCUUCUGGGUCUCCCACGCAGGUCCAAGGACCCAAGCACUUGGGCCAUCUUCUGCUGCUUUCCCAGGCACAUUAGCAGGGAGUUGGAUCAGAAAGCAACCUGGACUCAAACUGGCACCCACAUGGGAUGCCAGCAUUGCAGGUGGCCACAGCACUGGCCCCACCAAGAGUUUGACAUUCCGGAAUUCUUGCAGGGAGAAUUCUUUGGAUAAGCAUGCUCCAACUGUGAUCAGCAUCAAGGCAGAAUGUUACCUCCUCCUCCUGGUUUCACAGCCCCCCACCCUGCCUCUUGCAACCGCAUAGGAGGCACAGACUCUUCCCUGUUGGCCCAAACAUCAGUUGAGGACCUCCUGCCCCUUGAGAUCUGCAAAGGUCUGAUAAUUGGGCUCCAGUUCCAAGCCUCUGGAUUGUUGUGAUUUUGAAAGGACUUAGAUUUUUGCAACCAUUUCUGACUCCAGACUUCUGCUACCUCAUUUUAAACAACCCUGUUGUCUCAUCCCUGGAAGGGAUCAGCUGAGGCUGAUCAGCAAAAUUCAAAUGAUGUGUGUGUGUGCCUGCACACGUGUGUGUGUGUCCUCCACUGAAGAGAGAGGGAAUGGCAGAUGCUGCAAUAAGACAAGCUGAGCACCCAUUCAUAGAAUGUUCUUUUGAUUUACCAGAGAGCAAUCUCCCCUCACCGUGCACUCCAUGUGGCUUCCUUCCUCGGGACAAACCAAACCCAGUUGUGUUCGCAUGGACAGCAGAAUGGCCACUCCUUGUCCUGAUUUUACUCCUGCCACCACCUUACCUUCCUGAUUUCCCCUUUAAUCACAGGUGGCUCAUGAAAGGCAUUUUUCUAAACAAAGCUCCCUUCUCAAGGGGAACUGAGUGCUGUGUCUUAAGGUGACUGUAUUUUCUCUUUCUGAAACAUUUUGGAAAUUUAUUUGAAAGGCAAAGUUAGAAAGAUAGAGAUCAUCCAUCCACUGGCUCACUAUCCAAGUGGCUGCAACCACCAGGGCUGUGUCAGGCUGGAGCCAGGAUCCAGGAGCUUCUUCCUGGUCUCUCAUGUAGGUGUAGGGGCCCAAGCACUUGGACCAUCUUCCACUACUUUCCCAGGCACAUUAGCAGGGAGCUGGAUUGGAAGUGGAGCAGCCAGCCUCAAACUGACCCCCUCCCCGCUAUGCCACAGAGCUGGCCGCAGGGUGAUUGUAUUUUCGUCACAGCAGCCACACUCACCAUUAGCUGUUGGAGGCAUGCCUUGGGGAAGGCAACAUGCGCUAAUGUGAAUGGCACCAAUUUGAGUCCCAUUCGGUUCAAAUCCUGACUCGGAUAACUUAAGGCUUGUGUGAUCUUGGGACAAGCACUUUGUUUUGCUAAACCUUUGCCUUGUGGCCUCUCGCUGUGAUGACUAAACAUUAACUGGAGUGUGAAGCAACACGCACAUGCCCAGUUUUCUGCAGGUCCCUUUCCUCUUGUUUCCCCCACCGUGAACAAUUGCGAGCAGCGCCUUCCUGGGAUCAUGGCUCAGUGCCAGGGAAUAAAGGCUGGCAGACAGCAGCUUUAGGGCUGGGGGGAAGAGAGGCUGGGGGGUCAGGCUGGCAGCUGCUCAGGCAAGCUGUGGUUCAGGCUUAAUGACUGGAAGGUCCCAUCCAUCCUCGAGAAUCUAUGAUGCAAUAGUGCAAGCUACAGUGGAUUAUUGGGCUUGGAGCAAUCCUGGAGGCAAGGCUGUCUCAGACAACUGGGAGAUGAACAGCCUGACCUUGGAUGAUUUAGCACCUGGCUCUCUUGGCUCUUCCUGUAUUAGUUUUGCUGGCAGUGCAGCAAAUGGAAAGAGGAGGUGCCAGGGAGUUGAAUUAAACCUGUCAGAGGGUUAGAGGGGAGCAGAAGGCCGGGGGGCUACGCACGGAACUCUGAGCGCCUGACGGCACCAUCUGGACUUGGCAGGAAAGGCAGCCCUGAAAUCAGCUGGAACCAUCCAGUAAAGCAGCUAGAAUUUUGUCUGUCCUGAGUGUGGCUCCCAGCAUCUCCUCGUGACAAACACUGAUCUCCUGGAAGGGGACAGCUGGGGCCCUGCAUUGCUCUGCAGUCUUGGUGGAGGAAGGAUUGGGCGGUGCCUGCUUUGUUUGGCCCUGCCUGGAGGUCCCCCGAACUCCAGCGGUGUGCUCUGGCCAUCCCAUGAGAGUGGAUUCCAAAAUUUUCAGAAAUUUUGUGAGCUGGUUGUUAAGCACAGCCAUCAUUAAAUUAUUUAAACCUACAAUUAAACUGCAUUUAAAACAUAGGUAAUAAAAACUCAAAAUGUA
This is a messenger RNA of Oryctolagus cuniculus (rabbit), 8431 nucleotides long. RefSeq names its product ribosomal modification protein rimK like family member A (gene RIMKLA). NCBI's taxonomy places the organism in Eukaryota, Metazoa, Chordata, Mammalia, Lagomorpha, Leporidae. Gene Ontology annotation, cellular component: cytoplasm. Gene Ontology annotation, biological process: protein modification process. The record is from RefSeq and is a predicted model, not a curated record. Gene Ontology annotation, molecular function: metal ion binding; N-acetyl-L-aspartate-L-glutamate ligase activity; ATP binding.